CGAUGGCGUGAGGCCGGGCCAGCGGAGACCGCCGGACGACGACCCCCGCCCCUCGGCGGCUGCUGCUGCUGUAAAGGCGGCCGCCCGCCCGCCCACGAGCGUGUGACGCCCCGUCCCCAUGGACUGCGGACAGGAUCCGGGCCCCGCAGAGGGACAGCCAUGCCGGGAUGGACGGAGCCGCUCACGCACCCCCUCCUCCAGUGCAGAGGAGCAGGUGGCCCAGGAGACAGAGGCGGUGUUCCAUAGCUACGUCUUCCACCGCUACCAGCAGGAGCAGGAGACCAGCAGCGGGCAAAGCCCCAGGGAUCCCGAGAUGGCAGCCAUACCCCACAACCCUGGCAGCAUCAUGGAACGGGUGGGGCGGCAACUGGCGUUCAUUGGCGAUGACAUCAACCAACGCUACGAGCCGGAGUUCCAGGAGAUGCUGCUCUGCCUGCAGCCCACCGAAGAGAACGCCUUCACCUACUUCACCAAGAUCGCUUCCAGCCUGUUUGAGAGCGGCAUUAACUGGGGCCGGGUGGUGGUACUCCUGGGCUUUGGCUACCGCCUGGCCAUCCACGUGUAUCAACAAGGGCUGAGAGGCUUCCUCAGUCGCAUCACCCGCUUCGUGGCUGACUUUGUCCUGCAGAACUGCAUCGCCCGCUGGAUUGCCCAGAGAGGGGGCUGGGUGGCCGCCCUGAGCCUGAGCAACAAGCCACUCAAGCAAGUGUUUGCCCUGCUGGGCCUCGUCCUGCUCGCCCAGUUUGUGAUACGCCGGUUCUCUGCCCCCUGACCCCGGGGGGAGGGGCCGGGCCUUGGGGCAUCCAGCCCGGGGACUCCCGGCCCCACCUUUGAGACGCCCCCAGCAAAGAGGUUCUGGACCCGGUCCCAGCCUGGCUCAGGCCAGGAGGUGGGGACAGGACCCCGCGGCCCAACCAGGGGGGUCACUCUGGAGCUCCUCGGCCCCCGGUGUCUCCACAAGAGCUGGAGAUAGUAUGUAUCCUCCCCUGCCUUCCCCUCCACCCCAGAGGGCAUCCCUGGGGGCACCCCUCACUUCCUAGCUUGUUGCCCCUUCCCCAACGGUGCUAAAGGGGCCCCGUCCCUUCCCCACGCCAGGGCAGAUAUGGCCUCUCUCCUGGGGUGGGAGAGAGGUGCGACCUGAUCCAUAGUCUGGCCCCGGUGAGGGUGGGUCUAGGGUUGGGGCUCUGCUGCUGGGAUCUCCCCCGUGCUGCUCAGCUGUGGCCUGGGCUGGGACCAGUCCUGGGCUGCUUCCACGGGUGUGGCACAAACUGACCGGGAAGGCGAGCUCUUGGUCCUCCAGAUGCUCCUGUGACCACUUGUUGGGGAGGCGGGGCUCGAGUGCCCAAGACUGAUUGAUGGAGGGGCAGAAGGAGAGCCCUUCCCUCUCCAGUCUGCUUCCUUCCUUCCACAUCCUCUCCAUCCCCAGCUCAGGUGGGUGGAGUUGCCACUAAGCUCAGGCUGUGAAGAGGUCUUGCGGGGAAGACCUGGGAGAGGUGAUCCACUUAACAGCGAAAUGGACAAUCCUUUGUCCUUUCCCAUGCCCCUCUGCCCCGACCUACCUUCUCUCCACAACGAGGGAGGCCGGAGCCGGGAGGGAAGAGAGGCAGGGCAGACAACACUCCAACUCCCUGCCCACCCCAAUCCUCGGAGGGGGGUGAGGGACAGGAAGGGAUACCAUCCCCCACUGAGCCGCUUGCCGACCCCCACGGAGCCGGAAGGCCGGUCUGUUUAGGGGGGCCCUGACUCCACCCCCUCGCCUUAGCCCUGAACUCCAGUACUUCAGGUUGUGUUAGAAGCCCACCCGGUCCCCACCUCCAGCGGAGGGCUGGCCACCCCUGCCGCUACAGUGAGGCCACAGGAACAGCAGCUGCUGCUUUCUCAGGGAUCCCGGACCGACUCCGCCUGGGGAGCCCCCACCCCAUGCUUCCCACUCCCUACCCCCCAUCUCCAGGAGCCAGUAUCCUUGCC
Molecule: messenger RNA, 1968 nt
Organism: Tachyglossus aculeatus (Australian echidna)
Lineage: Eukaryota; Metazoa; Chordata; Mammalia; Monotremata; Tachyglossidae
Gene: BAK1
Product: BCL2 antagonist/killer 1
Exons: 6
Coding region: 119-772 (217 amino acids)
Biological process (GO): regulation of apoptotic process; extrinsic apoptotic signaling pathway in absence of ligand; intrinsic apoptotic signaling pathway in response to DNA damage
Cellular component (GO): mitochondrial outer membrane
Molecular function (GO): protein homodimerization activity; protein heterodimerization activity
Source: RefSeq, a predicted model, not a curated record